Molecule: messenger RNA, 795 nt
Organism: Bathycoccus prasinos
Lineage: Eukaryota; Viridiplantae; Chlorophyta; Mamiellophyceae; Mamiellales; Bathycoccaceae
Product: methyltransferase
Exons: 1
Coding region: 1-795 (264 amino acids)
Source: RefSeq, a predicted model, not a curated record
AUGAAUAUUGUGAAUAAGCAAAGCACAAAUAGUCCCAAGAAUAAUAGGAAUAUUGAUUUUUUGAGUUCACAGCGCGAUGAUGACCUUCAAAGAGAGUUAGUUUAUACUGCAUACCACGAGAGUCGUAAAGAGAGAUGCGAUGGCUGUCGAUAUGUUCCAUUUUACAAGAGAAUGUAUCCCAAUGUGCAUAGUAUUUUUGAUGCGGGAGCGGCCAACUGCGGUGUUAUGAGAUUACUUGAGGCAAAAGGACUUGAAGUGGAGGGAAUUGAAUACAGUGAAUGGGUAGUAAACAACUUUUGUAAAGAAUUCUAUCACGAUCCAGUGAGGGUGGAGGUUGGUCCUAUUCAUUUGUCUAGGAAUAGAAAAUUAUUUGACCUUGUGCUAUGUACAGAUGUUCUUGAGCAUAUUCCGCUGCACGACAUUUCUCGAACCCUUCAAAAGAUUUCGAGUUUGGUGAAGCAGGGGGGCAGUGCUUUCUUAGUAAUCGCAAGUGACCCUUCAAAACAUGAGAACCAUCCUGAACGUAGCUCUGCCGCUGUAGAGCUUGAGCAAAGUGGAUUGAAAAUUCACGAAACAGUAAAACCACGAACUUGGUGGCUUUCUGAGUUGUCAAAAUAUGGAUUAGAGGAAGAUAAGAGAAAAAUGGCCAUGUUUUUGCAAAUAAAUAAAGAGGAAGUUCAUGAUCCCCGAUAUGGGUACAGCAUCAACAACUUCAAAAACCGCGGACAAAAUAAGGUUUAUGCGCCGAAUAAGAGGCACGUUGAUCGUAUUUAUUGUCUCAAGAAAAUUUAUUGA